AUGCGCCUCUUGUUUGAGGGGGCUGAAGACACGGAGUUUGUCCAAUGGGCCUCCCACUCUUCUGUUAAGCUUAUUGUCCCAGCAUCUAGCGGUAAUGGCUGGCUUCUACGUACUGCUCGGAAAUUUUUUGAGAUCCCAUCAGAUAGUGGCUAUGGGAGCUCAAUACAGACAGGCCCUGCUAGGACGGAUGACAUUGCAUCAAGACUUGAGCCAUCAGAGACUUCCGGCUAUGAGUCGAGCGAGUCUGGCGCAUCAACCGCAAUCGCGACAAGAGAAGGCCCAGGAGACGAUUCAGAUGAUAUAACAGACAUGGCCACCGCGCUAUACCACUUGCGAUUUGGAUCAAUGUCUUUGCCAUCCCAAGAGUCCACUGCAUUAACCGACUCUUUUGACAUUCAACACGAACGAUCCGUGAGUGAAUCAGCAGCUAGCUAUAAAAGUGUUGGUUCCGACCAAUCAGUUAGCACGAAGAACUCGUUUCAGUCCCACAUGAGAACACUAUUCGGUGACAUUGAUGACUUUGUUUCAAAGUAUCCAGGGCGGUUGUUUUCGCAGAUUAAUGAAUUUGCCAACGCUGCUGAUGAAGCACAGAACCUAUUGUACACUGGACCAGGAGGAGAAAACUAUUAUGGCUCUGUGUCUGGGUCUGGAAGUUCUCCCAACUCUGAUCAAGCAAAUUCCAAUAGCACAGGCCUAAUUUCACACAUUCCAGGAAGCGGUAAUAGAGGCAAUGAUAACGAUGACGAUGGGUCUCCGAAUCAAAAUUUAAAUUGGAAUAUGCAUCAGCCACAUCACAGUGGCCCGAGGGAGUUUGCGUGCCCAUUCUACAAGCGCGACCACGAGAACCGGGAGUUGAGAGACUGCUCAAAGAAGAGAUUUUUGCAGUUUUCCCGCCUUCUAGAGCACAUCAAGAGGGCGCAUACGCUAAACAAACUCCAAUGCGACCGUUGUUUGAGUCAGUUCACCAGCGAACAUCAAUACGAUUUGCAUGUAGGCAGCACAUCUAUAUGUGAGAUGUUGAACCAUGGGAAGAUAGGCCAGGCGACAUAUGGCGUGUUAAGCUCCAGAUCGUUGUAUAGAGGUAUGGAUCCAGAGAAGAGGUGGAUUCAAACUUAUUGUCUGCUCUUUCCUAGCGAGGGCACCGUGCCUAGCCCUUACUACGAAGACCGAUGUCACUACCCACUCUCUUGGGAUGAUGCCCAUCUUCUUGAUUAUAUCAGGAUGAGGUUUCCAAGCGAAAAUGAAUCGACAGUUCCGCAGUUGGAUACAUUUCUCCAGUACCCCCCAGCUGAGAAUUCAUUAAUGGACGAAAAUAUUCGCAAGAUAGGAGAAGUAUCAGAAGAUUUUAAUGGGCCGAGACCAACGCAACCUGCCGACCACAUUACCGAGCCCGAAAUACUCAAUCAAGAUAACCCCCAGUUAUCCCAUCCAUAUAACGACACUUUAUCGCGGGAGGGCACCUUAUCCACUGAAGGUUUUGACUGUGGACAAUGGGAGCCUGUCUUAGGGAGAUACCCAAACAAGACGAAGGAUGGACUAGGGAAUAUCUGUGUUUUAGGGUCACCGCCACCCGAAAAUACCUUUUCACAUGUUGCAAUAUCCGAGACAUGCGACACUCAUCUGUCUUCACCAUCAAUCAGAAGUUCCGGCCACGAGUCUUCUGAGCAGCAUCAGAAUCUUAAUCAUGAGUUUACCUUACAUCAGCUGGCAACGGCGGUACAAAACGAAUGA
Messenger RNA from Clonostachys byssicola, 1731 nucleotides. NCBI's taxonomy places the organism in Eukaryota, Fungi, Ascomycota, Sordariomycetes, Hypocreales, Bionectriaceae. The record is from the annotation of a GenBank genome assembly.